Limulus polyphemus (Atlantic horseshoe crab) is the source of this 1611-nucleotide messenger RNA. RefSeq names its product BTB/POZ domain-containing protein kctd15-like. Gene Ontology annotation, biological process: protein homooligomerization. The record is from RefSeq and is a predicted model, not a curated record. The coding region runs from base 144 to 1103 and encodes 319 amino acids. NCBI's taxonomy places the organism in Eukaryota, Metazoa, Arthropoda, Merostomata, Xiphosura, Limulidae. Gene Ontology annotation, molecular function: protein binding. The transcript has 3 exons.
UUAAGCCUAACCACGUGAAAAGAAGUGAAGUUUUCUGCACCUGACUAACAUUUAGUCCGCCUAGAAAAUCUUGUGCAAGCCUCUCUAGAAUCAGUUGAGUUUGAGCAUCUGACAGAACAAGCUCAAAGCUUCAAGAACUGCGGAUGGCUGCCCGCGGCUCGGAAACCCACCCUGUUACAGGGAAAAUCUCGCCGGCCAUACAACGUCCAAACCUGAGCCCUUCGGCUGCAGGGGUCCUGGAAUCUUCAGCUGCAUCUUAUGCAGAAAGAAUAGCUAUAGCACGAUCCUGGAUGGAUUCCAAAAUCAUGAUGACUACAGGUGAAUCACCAAACUUCAGCCACAAAGGCUCUGGAAUUCCCUGUGUGGCUGCCACUACGCGUUUCACAGCUCCUGUUCAUAUCGAUGUGGGAGGCGAUAUCUACACAUCCUCUUUACAGACACUUACAAAACACCCAGACUCACGACUUGCCCGGAUGUUUAAUGGAAGUAUUCCCAUAGUCCUGGACACUCUGAAACAACACUACUUUAUCGACCGAGACGGAAAAAUGUUCCGUCACAUCUUGAAUUUCUUAAGAACAAAUGCACUGCCGAUUCCAGAAGACUUUGAUGAGUUGGAUCUCCUUCUAGAAGAAGCAAUGUUUUAUGAAAUUCGCCCUUUGAUCAAAAUGCUGGAAAAUCUAAAAAACAAAAGAAAUUAUAAAAAUGAUAAUUUUAUCAGUAAAAGCAAUCAUUACAAAGUUACUUCAUCAGUAAAUGGUGAAGACAAGAACGAAGAAAAUAAUUUUAACUGUCUGGCUCUUAAUAUUAGUCCAGACCUUGGAGAGAGAAUAAUGAUCAGCGGAGAACGAUCCCUGGUGGAGGAUGUUUUUCCAGAAAUCAGUCAAGCUUUGAUGGAUGCGCGUAGUGGAGUAAUUUGGAACACAGAUUCGAAAUACGUGAUCAGAUUUCCACUGAACGGAUACUGUAAACUUAGUUCCUUAGAAGCAGUCGCCCGUUUAUUAAACUUUGGCUAUCAUAUCAUGGCCUCCAAUGGGGGCGGUGUUGAAGGUCAACAGUUUACUGAAUAUCUGUUUGUGCGAGGGAAAAAAAUGUUUUUUGUAUAACUCGUUAAGUUGAUUUCUUUCUGACACGUGAAUCCUUUUGUAAUAAUUUACAAGGAAAGAUAAAAUUAUCUGUACAUACGGAAUUAUGUACUAUCAAGUAGGUUUUAAAGAGCAGCUGAAGAAGCGUGAUCUGUCAUGAAUAGCGCAUAUGCCCAAAGCAGUAGCACGUUACUUAGCUAUAGAGUAUGUCCUCUUUUCUUCUUCUUCUUUUUUUUGUAAAUGUACACCAUAUUUAAGGACCCUCAAAAUAUAACAUUGGGUGUAAAUUUGUAAAUUUAUGUCAAGAUAGCACCUAUCUAUGUAUAUAACACAUAUUAUAGAUAUUACUUCCUUAUCUAAAAUAUCUUUACUGGUGUUAAGUAAUCGCUGUAGUACAGUAUGGAUCAUGCUAAUGUAAUGAUUUCAUCCACUAAAAAGCGUUUCUGUAACAGAACUGAAAUUAAUCUAAUUUAUUAUAUAUGUAUGACACCACACGUUGUACCCGAGUAAUGAAAACAUUUUACACUUG